GUCGGGGGUUCAAAUACUGGACAUCAUAUUUAUUCACCUUAUUUAAGAGAUAUUUGGAACAUUGUUUACAAAAUUGCAGACUAAGUCAUUUUUUAAAGAUAUUUUGCAGACUAAGUCAUUUUUUUAAGAUAUUUUGCAACAUUGUUUAACAAAUGUGCAAGCAGACUAUCAAUCAUGACAUUUUUAGGAUAAAACAAUUCAACUACAUACAUAUCCGAUUUUUUUUUUUUGGUAUAAAAACGUAUCGAAGUUCUACUGCAUUGUAGAAUUCAUUCUAAUAUACACUCUCAAAUAUGACUGAACUAGGAUCACUCUUAACAUGAUACUACCACUAUUCUUAACCGAAUGAACAGUAAUAUUAACACCACUCUUAAACGGAGCAUGAUUUGCUACGGUUCAUUUUCACACUAUUUUAAAUAUGAGCCAUUAAUUAUAGAUCAGAUGGUUCAUAUUAAUUUUAUUAUAAAAUUACUUAAAACAAUAUCAACCAUACAAUUUAGAUCAGACAAUUGUGAGCAUAAAAACUAUGUUAAAAACUACAAUAUAAAAUCUAUUUCUCUCUUGAACCAAAUCAUUUUAUCUUUUUUCUAUUUUUUCAAUGGAGCUGUGAAUCGAACGCCAACACUAUAUUGACCUAGUGGCUUAAACCAAGUCAUUUUAAAUAGUUUUGUCAAAAAAAAAAAAAUACAGCAGGGUUUUGAAACUGAACACAAAACCCAUUCCAAGCAACAACACUUCAUUCUUCUUCUCACAUUCAUUCACAACAAACUUCAUGUCAACCACCACCGUAGUUGUUCUCGACAACGGCGGAGGUCUAAUCAAAGCAGGUUUCGGCGGCGAACGUGACCCAUCCGUCAUUCUCCCAAAUUGUCUCUACAAACCUCUCACCUCCAAAAAAUGGCUCCAUCCAAAUCCUCUAAACACCACAACCACCACCGAACAAGACCUCACCUCCGCCUCAGUCCGCCGUCCAAUCGAUCGCGGCUACCUAAUCAACCCCGACCUCCAACGUGAUAUCUGGUCUCAUCUCUUCACUUCAAUCCUUCACAUAAACCCUUCCCAAUCCUCUCUUCUUCUCACUGAACCUCUCUUCACUCUCCCAUCAAUUCAACACUCAAUCGACGAAAUCGUCUUCGAAGAUUUCAAUUUCACUUCUCUCUACAUCGCUGAUUCACCUUCCCUUGUUCAUCUCUACGAAACUAGCCGUAGGCCCGAUGGGCUUCUAUCUAAAGCCCAAUGUAGUCUCGUUGUUGAUUCUGGUUUCUCAUUCACACAUGCUUCGCCUGUUUUUCAAAACUUUACUCUUAAUUACGGUGUUAAGCGAAUCGAUUUAGGUGGUAAAGCUUUAACUAAUUAUCUUAAGGAACUUAUUUCUUUUCGUUCUGUUAAUGUUAUGGAUGAAACUUUUAUUAUUGAUGAUGUUAAGGAGAAUUUAUGCUUCGUUUCGGUUGAUGUUGCUCGCCAUCUUAAUGUUGCUAGAAAGAUUGGAAAUGAGAAUGUUUUGAAGUGUACAUAUGUGCUUCCUGAUGGUGUUAAUUAUACAAAGGGUUUUGUUAAAUAUCCGGAACAAGCAACUAGGUAUCUUGUUGAUGGUGAUGAUGGUGGUGGUGAUCGUGAAAUGAUUGCUCAACAACAACCUCAGGAGAACAGACAGAAACUAGUUGAUUUGACAAAAAAUGAAUUUGAUUUGACGAAUGAACGGUUUCUUGUCCCCGAGAUGAUCUUCCGUCCAGCUGAUUUGGGAAUGAACCAAGCUGGGUUACCAGAAUGUAUAGUACGAGCUGUUAAUGCCUGCCAUCCACAUCUUCACCCCGUACUCUAUGAAAGCAUCAUUUUGACUGGUGGAAGCACCUUGUUUCCUCACUUCGCUGAGCGACUAGAGAAGGAGCUUCGGCCUCUAGUUCCGGAUGACUAUCAUGUGAAGAUAACUACACAAGAAGAUCCCCUACUAGGUGUUUGGCGUGGAGGUUCACUCCUGGCAUCGAGUCCAGAUUUUGAUGCAAUGUGUGUGACCAAAGCUGAGUAUGAGGAGCUGGGUUCUGCUAGAUGUCGCAAGAGAUUUUUUCAUUAACCAUGCAUGCUACGAACGUGGCUGUACAAAUCUCCUAACUCGCACAAAUGGCGCUUAUGAGAGAAAGCAGUGGGUUGCCAAUGCAACAAGUGUGCAAAUAGAGUAGCACUGGAUUCUUGGAACAAAGGUGUGAAGCCUGGAUGACAAUGGCAUACACUUUUUCGAGUAUGAUGCUGGCCGACCGGUAUUUGGUUCGGUGUCCGAAGGAUGUUAACUUCCCUUCUACCUGGGCUCUGCAAGUACGGCGUGCUUUUCAUGUUUCAACUAAUGUGGUAUUGGAUGGAUUUUACAUAUGAUAAUAUACAGUAUAGUAUCCCUUGAUCAGGAGUAGUUAGGCUUAAAUAAUGUAAUAUCUAAUGUAAGGACUCAGAGGUUAGCCUUAAAAGCAAUUAAUUACCUGCUUUUUAAAAA
Molecule: messenger RNA, 2482 nt
Organism: Trifolium pratense (red clover)
Lineage: Eukaryota; Viridiplantae; Streptophyta; Magnoliopsida; Fabales; Fabaceae
Product: actin-related protein 6
Exons: 7
Coding region: 773-2071 (432 amino acids)
Cellular component (GO): Swr1 complex
Molecular function (GO): nucleosome binding
Source: RefSeq, a predicted model, not a curated record